AUGGCGUUAACAUUGUACAAAAUGGACGCCAGUCCACCAGUACGGGCAGUAUACAUGGUAAUCGAGGUGUUGAAGCUGCCUAAUGUGGAAUAUGUUGAAACUGACCUCUUGGCUGAUGAUCACCUUAAGGAUGACUUUCUGAAGAUAAAUCCACAACACACAAUACCACAUUUAACCGAUGGAAACUUCCAACUAUCGGACAGUCACGCAAUAAUAACAUAUUUAAUGAACAAGUAUGGAAAAAAUUCUGAUUUGUAUCCAAGUGACCCGCAGCAGAGAGCUAUGAUUGACCAAAAACUGCAUUUCGAUAGUGGUAUCCUCUAUCCAGCUUUGAGGGAGAAUGACGAACCUAUUUUCUUCGGAACGGCAACAUCUUUGAAACCCGAAGGUGUAGCCAAAAUCAGAUCAGCGUACGAUUUCACGGAGAAGUUUUUGACUGGAUCACAAUGGCUGGCUGGAAACAAACUCACUGUAGCUGACAUAAGCUGUGUAGCAACUGUAAGCACACUCAAUGAGUUACUACACAUUGAUGAAGCAACGUACCCCAACAUCUGUGCGUGGAUAAAUCGUUGUGCAGAACAUGAGUUUUACAAGAACGGAAACCAGCCAGGGCUUAUGGAGUUUCGUCGGCUUCUGAAAAUAUAUUUGGCACGUUAA
Molecule: messenger RNA, 657 nt
Organism: Spodoptera littoralis (African cotton leafworm)
Lineage: Eukaryota; Metazoa; Arthropoda; Insecta; Lepidoptera; Noctuidae
Source: the annotation of a GenBank genome assembly